Molecule: messenger RNA, 1141 nt
Organism: Charadrius vociferus (killdeer)
Lineage: Eukaryota; Metazoa; Chordata; Aves; Charadriiformes; Charadriidae
Gene: ZMAT2
Product: zinc finger, matrin-type 2
Exons: 6
Coding region: 1-654 (217 amino acids)
Biological process (GO): mRNA splicing, via spliceosome
Cellular component (GO): U4/U6 x U5 tri-snRNP complex; spliceosomal complex
Molecular function (GO): zinc ion binding; nucleic acid binding
Source: RefSeq, a predicted model, not a curated record
AUGGGGCCUGUCUUUUAUUCUCAGCUGCUGGCGGUUGUGUUCCUGUUCGAUCGAAUCAGACUUGAGACUCCUACUAAGAACUUGGACUUCCGCCGAAAGUGGGACAAAGAUGAAUAUGAGAAACUUGCAGAGAAGCGGCUCACGGAAGAGAGAGAAAAGAAAGAUGGCAAACCAGCUCAGCCCGUCAAAAGGGAACUUCUGCGGCACCGAGACUACAAAGUGGACCUGGAAUCAAAGCUGGGGAAAACCAUCGUCAUCACCAAAACUACCCCUCAGUCAGAGAUGGGAGGGUAUUACUGUAAUGUAUGCGACUGCGUGGUGAAAGACUCCAUUAACUUCCUGGAUCACAUCAAUGGCAAAAAACACCAGAGAAAUCUGGGCAUGUCCAUGCGGGUGGAGCGCUCCACGCUGGACCAGGUGAAGAAACGCUUUGAGGUGAACAAAAAGAAAAUGGAGGAGAAGCAGAAGGACUAUGACUUUGAGGAGAGGAUGAAGGAACUCCGCGAGGAGGAGGAGAAGGCCAAAGCCUACAAGAAGGAAAAGCAGAGAGAGAAGAAAAGGCGGGCGGAGGAAGAUUUGACAUUUGAAGAGGAUGAUGAAAUGGCAGCUGUGAUGGGUUUCUCUGGUUUUGGCUCAACCAAAAAGAAUCACUGAGCAGCUCUGGACUCUCCUCUUUCUCGAAACAGAUUGUUUUUACCCAGGGGACUCUGGAUAACUCUUAAAAGACUUGAUUGAGGACUUGUAUGUAAAUCUCCCAGUAGAAGUUGGUUGGAGGAGUCGAAAAGCGAUUCCGUGCUCUACCCGUGCUGCAGAACAAGCUCCGCCUGUCAUUAGCUUCCCGUCUCCUUCUGUGUCCUAGAUCCGGCUGCUCAUCACUGCUCGAUGGCCUCGUGUGCGCAGGGAAGUGUUCUGCUGGGUAUGCUUUUGUGUCAAUAAAAUGCAACAGUUCUGUACAGGUGGCCUGGUUCAGAAUUAAUCCAGUUGUCAACCAGGCAUCAUCGUUCCGGGCCCUAGUUGUUGUAAUUGCCAACAAGGCUGUGUGUGUGAGACGUGGGGAGUGAUUCGGUUUCUUUUUGGAUCACGUAACUGAAGGGAAAUGUGCCACGGCGAGCGGUGCUGAGCGGUACAACCUGCAGCUUUA